AUGAUGUUUUAUUACUGUGGCUCGCCGGACUCACCUGGAUCUCUUUUCGGGGUAGUGGAUCUCAUUAAGCAUGCCAUCCGUCCAGGGCCUGCAGUGCUGGUCUAUAUUCGUGAAGAGGAAGAAAUCAAACUGGAGAUAAAUAUGCUGAAGAAAUAUUCUCAUCAUAGAAAUAUUGCAACAUAUUACGGUGCUUUCAUUAAGAAGAGCCCUCCAGGACAUGAUGACCAGCUCUGGCUUGUUAUGGAGUUCUGCGGGGCUGGGUCCAUUACAGACCUUGUGAAGAACACCAAAGGGAACACACUCAAGGAAGACUGGAUAGCUUACAUCUCCAGAGAAAUCCUGAGGGGACUGGCACAUCUUCAUAUCCAUCACGUGAUUCACCGGGACAUCAAGGGCCAGAAUGUAUUGCUGACUGAGAAUGCAGAGGUGAAACUUGUUGAUUUCGGUGUGAGUGCUCAGCUGGACCGGACAGUUGGGAGGAGAAAUACAUUCAUAGGCACCCCCUACUGGAUGGCUCCUGAGGUCAUUGCCUGUGAUGAGAACCCAGAUGCCACCUACGAUUACAGAAGUGACCUUUGGUCUUGUGGCAUUACAGCCAUUGAAAUGGCAGAAGGUGCUCCCCCUCUCUGUGACAUGCAUCCAAUGAGAGCACUGUUUCUCAUUCCCAGAAACCCUCCUCCCAGGCUGAAGUCAAAAAAAUGGUCAAAGAAAUUUUUUAGUUUUAUAGAAGGGUGCCUGGUGAAGAAUUACAUGCAGCGGCCCUCCACCGAGCAGCUUUUGAAACAUCCUUUUAUAAGGGAUCAGCCAAAUGAAAGGCAAGUUAGAAUCCAGCUUAAGGACCACAUAGACCGGACCAGAAAGAAGAGAGGAGAGAAAGAUGAAACCGAAUAUGAGUACAGCGGGAGUGAGGAAGAAGAGGAAGAAGUGCCUGAGCAGGAAGGAGAGCCAAGCUCCAUUGUCAACGUGCCUGGUGAGUCGACGCUUCGUCGGGAUUUCUUGAGACUGCAACAGGAGAACAAGGAACGUUCCGAGGCUCUUCGGAGACAGCAGCUACUGCAGGAGCAACAGCUCCGGGAGCAAGAAGAAUAUAAAAGGCAGCUGCUGGCAGAGAGGCAGAAACGGAUUGAGCAGCAGAAAGAACAGAGGCGGAGGCUGGAAGAGCAACAAAGGAGAGAACGUGAAGCUAGAAGGCAGCAAGAACGUGAACAGCGAAGGAGAGAACAAGAAGAGAAGAGGCGUCUGGAGGAACUGGAAAGAAGACGUAAAGAAGAAGAAGAGAGGAGACGGGCAGAGGAAGAAAAGAGGAGAGUUGAAAGAGAACAGGAGUAUAUCAGGCGACAGCUAGAAGAGGAGCAGCGGCACUUGGAAAUCCUUCAGCAGCAGCUGCUCCAGGAGCAGGCCAUGUUACUGCAUGACCACAGGAGGCCGCACCCGCAGCAGCAGCAGCCACCGCAGCAGGAAAGGAGCAAGCCAAGCUAUCACGCUCCAGAGCCUAAGCCCCACUAUGAGCCCACUGACAGAACCCGAGAGGUGGAAGAUAGAUUUAGGAAAACUAACCACAGCUCCCCUGAAGCCCAGUCUAAGCAGACAGGCAGAGUAUUGGAGCCACCAGUGCCUUCCAGAUCAGAGUCUUUUUCCAAUGGCAACUCCGAGUCUGUGCAUCCUGCCCUGCAGAGACCAGCUGAGCCACAGGUUCCUGUGAGGACAACAUCUCGUUCCCCUGUUCUGUCGCGUCGGGAUUCCCCACUGCAAGGCAGUGGACAGCAAAAUAGCCAAGCAGGUCAAAGAAACUCCACCAGCAGUAUUGAGCCCAGGCUGCUGUGGGAGAGAGUGGAGAAGCUGGUGCCCAGGCCCGGCAGUGGCAGCUCCUCGGGGUCCAGCAACUCAGGAUCCCAGCCUGGGUCCCACCCUGGGUCUCAGAGCGGCUCUGGGGAGCGCUUCAGAGUGAGAUCGUCAUCCAAAUCUGAAGGCUCUCCAUCUCAGCGCCUCGAAAAUGCAGUGAAAAAAUCUGAAGAUAAAAAGGAAGUUUUUAGACCUCUCAAGCCUGCUGAUUUGACUGCACUGGCCAAAGAACUUCGAGCAGUGGAAGAUGUGCGACCGCCACACAAAGUGACAGACUACUCCUCAUCCAGUGAAGAGUCAGGGACAACAGAUGAAGAAGAUGAUGAUGUAGAACAAGAAGGAGCCGAGGAACCCACCUCUGGACCCGAGGACACCAGAGCAGCGUCAUCUCUGAAUUUGAGCAAUGGUGAAACAGAAUCCGUGAAAACCAUGAUUGUCCAUGAUGAUGUAGAAAGUGAACCAGCCAUGACUCCAUCCAAGGAGGGCACUCUAAUCGUCCGCCAGAGUACAGUUGACCAAAAGCGCGCCAGCCAUCAUGAGAGCAAUGGCUUUGCCGGUCGCAUUCACCUCUUGCCAGAUCUCUUACAGCAAAGCCAUUCCUCCUCCACUUCCUCCACCUCUUCCUCCCCAUCCUCCAGCCAGCCGACACCCACCAUGUCCCCACAGACACCCCAGGACAAGCUCACUACUAAUGAGACUCAGUCCGCUAGUAGCACACUCCAGAAACACAAAUCUUCCUCCUCCUUUACACCUUUUAUAGACCCCAGAUUACUACAGAUUUCUCCAUCUAGUGGGACAACAGUGACUUCUGUGGUGGGAUUUUCCUGUGAUGGAAUGAGACCAGAAGCCAUAAGGCAAGAUCCUACCCGGAAGGGCUCAGUGGUCAAUGUGAAUCCCACCAACACUAGGCCACAGAGUGACACCCCAGAGAUUCGUAAAUAUAAGAAGAGAUUUAACUCCGAGAUUCUGUGUGCUGCCUUAUGGGGAGUGAAUUUGUUAGUGGGUACAGAGAGUGGCCUGAUGCUGCUGGACAGAAGUGGCCAAGGGAAGGUAUAUCCUCUGAUCAACAGAAGACGAUUUCAGCAAAUGGAUGUCCUUGAAGGCUUGAAUGUCUUGGUGACAAUAUCUGGCAAAAAAGAUAAGUUACGUGUCUACUAUUUGUCUUGGUUACGAAAUAAAAUACUUCACAAUGAUCCAGAAGUUGAGAAGAAGCAGGGAUGGACAACCGUGGGGGAUUUGGAAGGAUGUGUACACUAUAAAGUUGUAAAAUAUGAAAGAAUCAAAUUUCUGGUAAUUGCUUUGAAGAGUUCUGUGGAGGUCUAUGCGUGGGCACCCAAGCCAUAUCACAAAUUUAUGGCCUUUAAGUCAUUUGGAGAAUUGGUACAUAAGCCAUUACUGGUGGAUCUCACUGUUGAGGAAGGCCAGAGGUUGAAAGUGAUCUAUGGAUCCUGUGCUGGAUUUCAUGCUGUUGAUGUGGAUUCAGGAUCAGUCUAUGACAUUUAUCUACCAACACACAUCCAGUGUAGCAUCAAACCCCAUGCAAUCAUCAUCCUCCCCAACACAGAUGGCAUGGAGCUUCUGGUGUGCUAUGAAGAUGAAGGGGUUUAUGUGAAUACCUAUGGAAGAAUCACCAAGGAUGUGGUUCUGCAGUGGGGAGAGAUGCCAACAUCUGUAGCAUAUAUUCGAUCGAAUCAGACGAUGGGCUGGGGAGAAAAGGCCAUAGAGAUCCGAUCUGUGGAAACUGGUCACUUGGAUGGUGUGUUUAUGCACAAAAGGGCUCAAAGACUAAAAUUCUUAUGUGAACGCAAUGACAAGGUCUUCUUCGCCUCCGUUCGGUCUGGUGGCAGCAGUCAGGUUUAUUUCAUGACAUUAGGCAGGACUUCCCUUCUGAGCUGGUAGAAGCAUUGUGAUGAGGAUUGCUGGCCCCCAGAGUCUUCAAUGAGAUCCUGAGAACUUGGAAUUCCUUGCAACUGGAGCUCAGAGCUGCACCGGUGUAGUCCAGGACAGCUGUGUAUGCAGACACCACGUGUGGGGUGUUUCGUUUCGUUUCAUUUCCUUUCUGCACCUCUUACCAGUU
This is a messenger RNA of Puma concolor (puma), 3919 nucleotides long. The record is from RefSeq and is a predicted model, not a curated record. NCBI's taxonomy places the organism in Eukaryota, Metazoa, Chordata, Mammalia, Carnivora, Felidae.